AAGCCCAAAGAAAUAUAAGAAGAAGGUAUUUUUUUUUAGUCCAAGAAGACUUUAUAUUAGCCCAAUGGAGAGCCCAAAUAUGUCUGAGCCCAUUCAUUCCAAUGACCCAACCCAUUUUUUUAACUCAUUUUCCAAACCUAAUCUUUCAUCCCAAAUAUGCAACCAAAACGUCUCCCUCAUCCCUUUUCCCUUUCAAGAAAAAAACUUCAGUACCCUACAUCAAUGGCAGAAGCUUGCCCUUUCCAUUUUCGCGAAAAAUCUUCAGAUCUUGGCGUGACCACUGACAGAAGGACUCUCCCCCUUUCAUAUUUGACCAAAACUAUUCGAAAUAUAGAGGUAUAUGUCAUCUUCACCCAAUAUUUUCACUCUGUCUUCUUCCAUUUCGGGCACAAAUCUGACCAAAUCACAUGAAAGGUCUACAAGGUCGUCCAAAAUUUUCAAACGGGCAUUUUGACUCAAGAUUCAAACCAGAUGCUCUAAGAAUCCCGCCCAAAAAACAUCCCAAAACCCUAGCUCGCAGUUAUAAAUAUUCGUCUUGCAUCCAUUUUAGGAUGGAGGUUUUGUUUUGGGAGCCAUCACCCCUCACUUUAAAUUACUGUUGAAACCAAACUUCACUCUAAAAAAAGGUACAUUCGGUUUCUGUCAAGAUUUCGGACUUAAAGGGUUUUCCGAGUUCAAAGUAUUCGACGUUUGAGCCUUAGAUCGGUGACCUAAAAGCCUAGUUCGCUGCAUCCGAAAAAGGAUGGAUUUCGUCUCUCAGAUCCCCAAGGUUAAGAUGGUCAGUGGCGUCCCAAGCAAGCUGAGGAUAUGGUGGGAAGAUUUGGACCUAGGUAGUAGACUGGCUGUCACAAGGCGGUUGAGGUUCCUUACUUCACUGUUCCAGAUCACUCCCGACAAAUAUGUGAUUAGAGCGUUACUUCAAUUCUGGGACCCAAAUCGAGUUGUCUUCAAAUUUAAGGAUUUUGAACUCACACCCACAUUGGAAGAAAUAAGUUAUUUCACAAGUUUGAAAUAUCAAGAGAGAGGUCAGAUUAUCCCACACAGUCAAUCAGGGAAGAAAUUUCUCCGCUACUUAGGGUUGAAGAACACUAAAGAACUCCGAUGCUUCGAGAAUAACUGGGUCUCUUUGGAUUAUUUGUAUGAGAGGUAUGGUCGUCAAGAUGGUUACAAGCUGUUCAAGAAGGAAUUCUCAUGCACUCCCGCCCAUUGGCAAGUUAGACGUCUCAUUGUAUUUGUUGUUGCCUUACUUGGGACUUUGGUAUUCCCACGUGAAUACGGGAAGAUCAGUACGUGCAUAUGUUCUAUUGCUCGAGCACUUUUUGAAGGAGUCGACGGUGCGCAACUCACCUUGGUCCCCAUGAUUUUGGCAGAAAUACUUCGAGCUCUAGGAAAAUGUAAAAGAGGUGAAACAAAUUUCUUUGAGGGUUGCAAUCUUCUCCUCCAGAUGUGGGCAAUGGAGCAUUUUUACCAACGUCUGAAUAUGGCAGACAUAUGCUUCAGUGAAUCAAACAAAAUUGGUAGUUUUUAUGAAAGAACGAAACUAUUUGUAUCUCCAGUUGGCACUAAUGAUUGGUAUGUGUUCUUGGCUUCCCGAACUAGUGAUCAAAUCCAAUGGAAGUACCCCUUGCUAUCACCUACCAUGGCCUACAUAAGAGGUAGGAGGCUUUACUAUAUUGAGCUUAUUGGGUUGAAAGGACUCCAGCCAUACGCUCCAGUACGCGUACUUCGACAGUUCGGUAUAGAUCAAGUAAUCCCUCUCCAAGCUAAUAUGAGUGGUUUUGAAAUACUUUUUGGGCAAGACUUCAGAGUUCCUAGAGCUAGCCAAAUUCUUGAUGAAUGGGAUAAUAUUGAUCCGAUAAGUAUUAGGGCUGGACCGGCAAGAGGUAUCACAGAAUAUCAUGCGUGGCUGCAAGAAGACUAUGGUAACAUAGAUACUAGCCCAGUAGGUGAAUCAGGCUUCGAGGAUAUUGGGAAGAUAAUUUGGAUAAGACAUUCUCGCUUAGGGACCAUGGUUGUCACUCCCGAGAUGUGGGAUCAAAUGGCUAAUAUAAUGCAGUAUUUGGGGAAUGCGGGAGCAGGGCCUAGCAAUGACGGAGCAUCAUCUUCAGUUCAGCCGCCAGCAUGAUCAAGUGCGAAAGAUCUAGGCCAAGUCUUAGGAUUGUCUUUACAUUAUGUAUUUUGGUUUAUUGUCUCAUUAAUGUACUCGUUUUUGUUAUUUCAAUGAAACUUGGCUUUUUAUU
This is a messenger RNA of Lycium barbarum (goji berry), 2240 nucleotides long. RefSeq lists its product as uncharacterized. The coding region runs from base 743 to 2125 and encodes 460 amino acids. The transcript has 2 exons. Lineage: Eukaryota; Viridiplantae; Streptophyta; Magnoliopsida; Solanales; Solanaceae. The record is from RefSeq and is a predicted model, not a curated record.